Octodon degus (degu) is the source of this 1585-nucleotide messenger RNA. RefSeq names its product ring finger protein 183 (gene Rnf183). Gene Ontology annotation, biological process: protein ubiquitination. Bases 470 to 1048 code for a protein of 192 amino acids. The transcript has 3 exons. NCBI's taxonomy places the organism in Eukaryota, Metazoa, Chordata, Mammalia, Rodentia, Octodontidae. Gene Ontology annotation, molecular function: ubiquitin protein ligase activity. The record is from RefSeq and is a predicted model, not a curated record.
CACUCCACCAGUGAAAGAACAGGAGUGACUCACAGGAGGAAGAUGAAGAGACCGUAUUUCCGGGUGUCCGCUGUAUACACCAACAGUCCAAAGUCACUUGAGAAGAGGAGAAUCUGUUGCAGAGUGUGAUAGGAGCUUCAGACACCACACAGAUGAGGCCCGCCCCUAGUGGCCUGGACAGGCCCAGCAGCCAGAGCCCCCAAAGCCACAGCUGCACUCCCUUGGGAAGGAGGAAGAGGUAGCCCUGAAGAAGCAGGUGUGCUCAAAAGGCUCUACAGCCUGGGCCACCUGGCAGCUCCAGGUGCUGUGAGUGCGCUGCCAUGGAGACGGCCCCGUCGUCGGUGGUGAGAAGGCUGCAGAUCCAGGAGAGGGAGAGAGGGACAGCACGGAGCCUCAGCCCUCCAGAGCAGUCUGCCCGACCAUCUUAGCACCCUAGGAAGCCCAGCACAAUCUCUCAGAGGCCUCCCGGAUGGCUGACCGACAGGGGCGUGAGCUGGUGGCUGAGUGCCCUGUCUGCUGGAACCCCUUCAACAACACGUUCCACACCCCCAAGGUGCUGGACUGCUGCCACUCUUUCUGUGUGGAAUGCCUGGCCCACCUCAGCCUGGUGACUCCUGCCCGGCACCGCCUGCUUUGCCCACUCUGUCGCCAGCCCACUGUCCUGGCCUCAGGGCAGCCAGUCACUGACUUGCCCACAGAUACUGCCAUGCUGACGUUGCUCCGCCUGGAGCCCCACCAUGUCAUCCUGGAAGGGCGUCAGCUCUGUCUCAAGGACCAGCCCAAGAGCCGCUACUUCCUACGCCAACCUAGAGUGUACACACUGGACCUUGGCCCCGAGCCUGGGAGCCAGACUGGGUCCUCCCAGGACACGGUCCCUGCUACCGGAGCCAGGCCCCUCCCCACCCCCAGCCACUACUCUCUAAGGGGAUGUUUCCGCAACCCUCAGUUUCGGAUCUUUGCCUACUUGAUGGCUGUCAUCCUCAGUGUCACUCUGUUGCUCAUCUUCUCCAUCUUUUGGACCAAGCAGUUCCUUUGGGGUGUGGGGUGAGUGCUGUUCACAGACAAGGAACAAGCUGCUGGGGAAGGGGGCUGCAUAUCCUCAUUUGGCCUUGUCCUCUUUCAUAGUAUUGCUCACUUUUCAAGCCAGCAGUGGAUGUUAGGGCAUGUUUGCUUCUGGGAACAGAGAAGGCCCCAUUGUAAUGAGGGUGGUGGUAGGGGAGAAAACCCCAAAGUUGAAGGAUUAGGGGACAUUGAGACCUCCUGGUGUGAACCAUGGCGUCAUGGAGGACCGAGAAGUGGUACUAUGGAUACAGAGUCACAGAGAAAAUUGUGCCAAAGGGCUGUACAAUGGUAUCCAGGAACCUGGUUAGCUCAAACAGCAAGUUGUUUCUCAAAGGAGCUGCUUUGGACUCAGUUCAUGUUUUUAUUAUGUGUUGUUAAAAAUUUUGAAAAAUGAGUUACAACUCUGUGGGCAAAUGAGCUUGUCUCCACUUCCAACUCUUGGAUGUCUUGUUACAGUCCCAGUAAGAUGGUCUGCAUUAAUUCAUUUAUUCAUUCCACAAAAAUUGUUUGGGAGGGCUGGGGA